This is a messenger RNA of Tachysurus fulvidraco (yellow catfish), 1149 nucleotides long. It is a transcript of the gene cdkn1a, whose product is annotated as cyclin-dependent kinase inhibitor 1A. Gene Ontology annotation, biological process: signal transduction by p53 class mediator; regulation of mitotic cell cycle. The record is from RefSeq and is a predicted model, not a curated record. Gene Ontology annotation, molecular function: cyclin-dependent protein serine/threonine kinase inhibitor activity. The transcript has 3 exons. Bases 223 to 720 code for a protein of 165 amino acids. Gene Ontology annotation, cellular component: nucleus. NCBI's taxonomy places the organism in Eukaryota, Metazoa, Chordata, Actinopteri, Siluriformes, Bagridae.
ACAAUUCUGACCCCAUAGAUUCAUCAGUGUUGGUUGUUAUUUUUUAAAUUGGUGCGUGCGCGUGCGCGGCGCCCCCUACUGUCUGUUCUUCCUUAGUGCUUUGUAGAGAACAUGCCUGUACUUGUUAGAACCAUAUUUGCCCAGACAUGUACUGUAACCAAAUGAGUCACACACUUUAAAACCCUGAGCUGUGUGUGUGUGUGUGUGUGUGUGUUCAGUCACAUGCACACCAACACCUUCAGUCUGAUUUCCACUGAGCUGAUGUUAUUGAUGAUGUCAUCCAAGGUGCCUGGAAAUGUGUUGAGGUCAGUGUGUAGUGCUGGUGUUGGUUCUGCUCGGAGGUGUUUGUUUGGUGCAGUGGAUCAUGAGGAGCUGCGGCGUGACUACACACUACUGAUGAGGGCAGAGCUGGAAGACUCUUCACGCCGCUGGAACUUCAACUUCACUUCUGACAAACCAUGGGUGGGCGGAGACUUUGAGUGGGUGGGGCUUCCUGUGGCGCAGGUUCCUUUUAUAUACCAUGAAUGCACAGUAGGGGCAAAGUGUCGACCAAAGGGGGUGGAGCCUCAGUGUGAUCUUAAGCACGAGGACAUUAAUAAAACACCUGAGCAAAAUACACACAGUGCAGAGAAACACACACUGAAGAGGAAACAGACCAACAUCACAGAUUUCUAUCAGGCCAAAAGAAGAGUCGUAACCACCAGGAAGUCAGGCCAGUGACCUGAGGACACACACACACUCUACAACUCAGGACUGUUUGAAGAGCUUCUGUACAGAACACUAACAUUUUCCAUCUAAUAAUUCUUUUAUUUUCUAGGUUUUAAACACUUGUGCAGUUCCUGUUAAAGAUUAAAACACUGCUUUUGCUACACACACACACACACACACACACACAGCACAUUUAAUUUACUUUUAUUUCAAAGGAAAAUGAUAUGAUUAUAAAUGUUGAUCUGGAGCAGACACACACACACACACAUUAAUCUGCACUAAACUUACAGCUGCUAUAAAUGUCAAUGUUUAUAACUGUAGGUCAUAAACUGCGUGUGUGCACAUGCAGAUUCAGAGAAUUGACUUUAUUUAUUUAUUACAUGAUGUGCAUUAUACGUGUGUUUAUAUAUCGGAAUAAAUAAAUUUGUUGGACAAAAACAA